Liolophura sinensis is the source of this 1458-nucleotide messenger RNA. Its product is annotated as dextranase-like. Lineage: Eukaryota; Metazoa; Mollusca; Polyplacophora; Chitonida; Chitonidae. The coding region runs from base 1 to 1458 and encodes 485 amino acids. The record is from RefSeq and is a predicted model, not a curated record. Gene Ontology annotation, molecular function: hydrolase activity, hydrolyzing O-glycosyl compounds. The transcript has 2 exons.
AUGACAUCUGCAUUGGACAUAAUCGUAAAAAGUGUACUUGUGGUCAUUGCAGUUAUCAUCGGUAGCCGUGGAGAUUUAGUAGUGUAUCCACACGCCGACAUUUUGACGCCAUCGACAAAGUUCGCAGUGACGCUCACACAAAGAGGUCCGACGUUCCCCAGUUUUACGUACAUCAGCACAUCAAACCAUCGCAUGAAAGACGCCUCCAGCGUCAAGCCCAACCGCUCCGUCUCUUGGACGUCAUUCGCGUUUACGUCUACUCCAGUUACGGUGGAAAUCUACGCAGCCAGAUCCUUCAGCAAAUGCUACGUGCGACCGCGGAGGUACAAUAUACCGUGCCAUAGGAUCACCUCAAACGUUGCCCGAUUUGACGUCCCGCACAACGGGCUCACGAUGUCGGUUGAAUUUGACACGGACCAGUCGUCGACCACUAAAGACAUCACCGACAAGCUCUUCAUCUUCGUCGACGAGCCUGAAACUCAUGUGCCUCUAAAGACUGAUCCCAGCGUCAUGUUUUUUGACGUCGGCGUUCACGACUUAAACGGCCAGCUUCACCUUCCGCCGGGAAUUCGCCAGGUGUAUCUCGCUCCUGGAGCGUUCCUCCAGGGGGGCUUCAUCACUACGGCUUCGCACCCCGUCAACAUAACCGGAAGGGGUAUAAUGUCUGGGGCCAUAUACCCCUUUCACGAUAACCGCUUCGUGUGGGGCCUCGUGAAUAUGGACAAGGGCUCAAACCACCUCUUAGAAGGGGUCACGUUGGUAGAUUCCCCUCAGUUCUUCUACAGGGGUCAAAGUUCAUUUAACACUGUCAGGAAUGUGAAAAUGCUGGCCCCAUGGACAUACAACUCUGAUGGAGUGGGGAUCGGUAUGGAUGGGCUUGUCGAGGACUCCUUCAUCUGGGCGAAUGACGAUACAUUCAAGGUUUACCAAAGUAACUUGGUCGUCAGACGUUGCGUCGUUUGGCAAGCUCAAAAUGGCGCCGUCUUUCAAAUGGGUUGGUGGCCGGAUCGUCGCAUGAGGAACGCCACACUAAGCAACAUCGACGUUAUCCACACUGACUGGUGUACAUUCAGGGGAGAAAACUGCCGCAUCAGCGACAAUGACGCCGUUCUCGAUCUCGGGGGACAGACCAAUGAUUUUGAGACAUCCGACGUCGAAUUCCGAAACAUACGGAUCGAGGACCCUUGCCCACGAACAAUCUAUUACCAGAUGUCUGACGGCGCUGUUGGUUCAGUGUCCAACUUCCGUUUCUUGAAUUGGACGAUGGCCCCCCAGCCAUUGGACGCUGCACUACACAACGUCAUAUCCGGUUCACGUGAGAGCCGCAUCACAGAUUGGCAAUUCGUCAAUUUCACCAUAGGAGGCAAUUGCAUCACCAACCCAGCUAUCAAUAACUUUAUCAUCGAUAAUCGGACUACUAGUGAAAUAGAUUUCAAAUGCCCCUCCCAGAAACAUUAA